Priceomyces carsonii is the source of this 2256-nucleotide messenger RNA. It is a transcript of the gene MES1, whose product is annotated as methionine--tRNA ligase. Lineage: Eukaryota; Fungi; Ascomycota; Pichiomycetes; Serinales; Debaryomycetaceae. The record is from RefSeq and is a predicted model, not a curated record. Gene Ontology annotation, biological process: methionyl-tRNA aminoacylation. The transcript has a single exon. Gene Ontology annotation, molecular function: ATP binding; methionine-tRNA ligase activity. Bases 1 to 2256 code for a protein of 751 amino acids. Gene Ontology annotation, cellular component: cytosol; aminoacyl-tRNA synthetase multienzyme complex.
AUGUCAACCCUCGACUUGAGUUUGAAAAAAGGAGCCGACUUCGUUACUUUUUCAGACAACUUGAAAGUGUUGUUGACUCUUAGCGUAUUUGGAAUUGAGUUGACAAUCAAGGAUGAUGACUCAGAAUUGAAGUUGAAAAAUACAAAGACGAAUUUUGAGCUAACCGAAGCUAAUGCAAUUGUUAGAUAUCUUACUAAGGAUUUUGAAUCAAGUGAGUUAAUCGACUAUGUAGAGUCUUCAUUGUAUAAGGCUCUUAGAUCUGACGAUGUAAAACAAAUUAUCGGUGCUAUUGAGGGUGUGCCUCAGAUUACGGACGCCAAACCAACAGCAGAACAGAUCGUUUUAUUUUCUAGCGUUUAUCCCGUUCUUAGCAAUGGAAAGUCCCAAACAAAGUUAGAUGAGUGGUUCGAAGAGUUUUUGAGUAUCUCUCUUGUUUCUGAAGGUAUUAAAAGAGCUUUGUCUUUCUCUCCAUUAAAAAGACCGACUCAAGAGAAUAAGGGUACGCGCAAGUUCAAGUCUGGUCACCUUGUUAAGAAGCAGGAGGAAAGUAUAAUUCCAAAAGAAGGCGAACGGAACAUUUUGGUAACAUCAGCUUUACCUUACGUAAAUAACGUACCUCACUUAGGCAACAUCAUUGGAUCUGUCUUGUCUGCUGAUGUUUACGCCCGUUAUGCUAAGAACAGAAAUUAUAAUACUAUUUAUGUGUGCGGUACUGAUGAAUAUGGAACGGCUACUGAAACCAAAGCACUUGAAGAAAAAGUCACACCACGGCAAUUGUGUGACAAAUACAAUGCAAUUCACAAGCAAGUGUACGAUUGGUUUGAUAUUAAGUUUGACUACUUUGGAAGAACUACCACCACUGCCCAAACUGAAAUUGCUCAGGAUAUUUUCAUGAAGUUAUUCAGACAUGGAUACCUCGAGGAGCAAACUAAUGCUCAGUUAUACUGCGAAAAGCACAAUUCAUUUUUAGCUGAUAGAUUUGUCGAAGGAACAUGCCCUAAGUGUCAUUAUGAAGACGCAAGAGGCGAUCAAUGUGACAAGUGUGGUGCCUUGUUAGAUCCUUUUGAGUUAAUAAAUCCACGGUGUAAGUUGGAUGACUCUACUCCAAUCAAAAAGAACUCGACCCACGUCUACCUUAAACUUAAUGAAUUGGAGCCUGAGUUGAAAGCUUGGGUAGAUAAGGCUUCAGUUGAAGGGUCUUGGUCCAAAAAUUCGCGUACCAUAACUAACUCUUGGAUAAGGCAAGGAUUGGAGCCUAGAUGCAUCACAAGAGAUUUGAAAUGGGGCACUCCUGUUCCUUUAGAAAAAUUUAAAGAUAAAGUUUUAUACGUUUGGUUUGAUGCUACUAUUGGUUAUGUUUCAAUAACAGCAAAUUACUUCAAAGAUAAAAACCCAGACGACUGGAAGAAAUGGUGGCUUAAUCCAGAGCAAGUGGAUUUGUAUCAAUUUAUGGGUAAAGAUAAUGUUCCCUUUCAUACUGUUGUUUUCCCUGCUUCUCAGAUUGGUACGCGUGAUAAUUGGACUAAGCUUUACCAUGUUAGUACUACGGAGUAUUUACAGUAUGAAGGAGGUAAGUUCUCUAAGUCAAGAGGAAUAGGUGUUUUUGGAAAUAAUGCAAAAGAUUCUGGUAUACCACCAUCUAUUUGGAGAUAUUAUCUUGUUUCUAUUCGCCCUGAAACUUCAGAUGCACAAUUUUCUUGGUCUGAAUUUGUAACCAAGAAUAAUUCUGAAUUAUUAGCAAAUUUGGGAAAUUUCGUUAAUAGGAUAGUAAAAUUUGCAAUUGCUAAGUAUAAUGGUGUUAUUCCCAUCUUCGAUACUAAGAAAAUACCAGAUUACGAAGAUUUUGAGAGUGAUGUCAAUAAACUUUUAAGCUCUUAUAUUGAAUGUAUGGAUGGUGUCUUGUUAAGAAAGGGAUUGGAAAUCGCAAUGGCGAUUUCUUCCCGUGGUAAUCAAUUCCUACAAGAAAACAAAUUGGAUAACAGUUUAUAUGAUACUUCUCCUGAUAUUUCAGAUGCGGUCGUUGCUGUUGCAUUAAAUUUAGUAUAUUUGAUUGGUGCUGUCAUAUGUCCUUUCAUGCCCGAAACAAGAAAUCAAAUAUGUGAAAUAUUAAAUGCUCCUCCCUUAUCUAUAACUGAUAAAUUUGAACUAGUUUUGGAACCUGGUCACUGCAUCGGAAAAGCCCAGUACUUGUUCAAGAGGAUCGAUGAGAAAAAGAUUGAUGAAUGGAGAAAAUUGUAUAGUGGGCAGCAGAAAUGA